GCCGGGAGUCCUGUUCACACUGACUGGAGGCGUCACUGAGGCACGAUGGGAUAAUGAACACGUUUACCAUUUUAAUAGCUGGUUAUUCCUCUUUUCCUCAGCAGGGAAUGAAAGGGCCACCUGCAUAGCUGCUUACACCGAAUGGUUGCAAUGGAAACCCUGCCAGUUGGCUGGACUGUGCACACCUGUGACCAGGAGGGAGACAGGGCAGGACUGCUGAAGAGGGGCGUCCCUGACCCCAACACAAACACAUAUGUCCACGAUCUGUUUCAUGAGGACGCACAGGGCUUCCAGCAGUCCAGCCGGCCGUGGUGGAGGAUUAAACUGUUUGUGUGGGAGCCGGUGCUCUUCGGUACCUGGGAUGGAGUUUUCACCACCUGCAUGAUCAACAUCUUCGGCGUGGUGCUGUUCCUGCGCACCGGCUACCUGGUGGGGAACACAGGCGUGCUGCUCGGGAUGCUGCUCGUCUCGUUGGUCGUGCUGGUUGCUUUAGUGACGGUGAUGUCGGGCAUCGGCGUGUGUGAGCACUGUGGUGUCGGGAGCGGAGGAAUCUACUCCAUGAUCUCCACCGUCCUGGGUGGCAGGGUGGGGGGCACUGUGGGCCUCCUGUAUGUGUUUGGGCAGUGCGUAGCUGGGGCCAUGUACAUCACAGGUUUCUCUGAGUCGGUGGCGGAGGUGCUGGGUCUGCAGAGCCAGUGGGCGGUGCGCGGCAUGUCCGUGGCGGUGCUGCUGGCGCUGCUGGGAAUCAACCUGGCCGGCGUCAAGUGGAUUGUCCGACUCCAGCUGCUGCUGCUGGCUGUGCUGGCCGUCUCCACGCUGGACUUUGUCAUCGGCACCUUCACACACCUUGACCCAGAGCAUGGUUUCAUUGGUUAUUCAGCCAGGCUGCUCAGCAGUAACGUGAUGCCAGACUACAGCCCAGGAGAAACCUUCUUCACGGUCUUUGGGGUCUUCUUCCCCGCUGCUACAGGGGUUAUGGCAGGCUUCAACAUGAGCUCAGACCUUCAGCGGCCCGAACACAACAUCCCUGUGGGAACGCUGGCAGCUGUCUUCACCUCGUGGUUCCUGUAUCUGGUCUUUGUCUUCCUCCUGGGGGCCAUCUGCACCAGAGAAGCUCUGCGCUAUGACUUCUUGAUAGCAGAAAAGGUCUCCUUGGUGGGUUUCCUCUUUCUGCUGGGCCUCUACAUCUCCUCCCUGGCUUCCUGCAUGGGCGGCCUGUACGGGGCACCCAGGAUCCUCCAGUGCAUCGCCCAAGAGAGGGUCAUCCCAGCUCUGGCCUUCCUGGGAAGAGGGAAAGGCCCAAACAGGACUCCAGUGGCAGCUAUCUGUCUGACCAGCCUGCUGACCAUGGCCUUCAUUUUCAUAGGUCGGGUCAACGUGCUGGCGCCCAUCGUCAGCAUCAACUUCAUGCUCACCUACAGCUUCAUCGACUACUCCUACUUCAGUGUGGCCAUGACCCUCCACCUGCAGAGUAAAGAGAAGAGGGACCCCCUCAUCCCGGCCAAAGUCAACCACUGUAGGUCGGGCAGGCAGAGCUCUAAGCCUCUGAUCGAGGCCACUUUCCCAAACUAUGGGAGCAGAGGCGAGAGUUUGCAGAAUAAAGGCACUCUGUUGGAGUUCACCAAGGACAUGGACCAGAUUUUCCCAACCUCAUCAAAUGUUGAUGCUGUGGCUGAGAAGUGUUCCAUGCAGCAGCUAAGCAGUAGAUGCAAUGGCAGAAAGGCUAAUGUUAAGCAGAAGCUGAUGGACAGCUUUGGUUUGGACCUAAACAGCAAUAUGUUCUCAGAGGAGAAAGGACAGGAGAUGGGUUCAGUGCCCGUUCACAAGGAAGCUGAGGCGGAGCGUGGCGUCGGCGAGCCCGAGGCUGCAGAAGAACCGCAAGUCAAAUGCCGUUCAAACAUACACCAUGCUGAGCAGGAUUCAUCAGCAGAGCCUCACAACCCCAGCACAGGUGCUGGGAGUAAAGCAGAACACCAGAGCUUUGAAAUCAAACCCAUGCAGGAUUCAUUCUAUGCAAAGUUCUGCAACCACUGGGUUGCUCUCAUCGGGGCGCUGAGCUCCGUAGUGAUCAUGUUUGUUAUUCAGUGGGUUUAUGCCUUUGCAAACAUAGUGGUCGCCUUGCUGCUCUUCCUCUACAUCGGGAAAACAAGUCCUGGACUACCUAUAGGAAUUGCAGCUCGAUUCAGCUUCUUCACGUGGCUCAAAGCAACACUGAACAGCAUUUGCAGGAGGAAAGGAUCUCCUCGGGAUGAGAUGGUGGUCACGCCCUCUCUGUCUGGCAUCGGGCUGAAAACCAAGCAGCUAACGCAGGAAAACGCUGACUUUGCCUCUCGUCACCGCCAUCACCAAUCCUCGUUCAUCAGGGCCGACAAGAUGGUGCAACCACCGCUCCACUGACUGACUGAAACAGAGCCUCCCGUACAUGUCACAGCUGUCAGCCUGAAACCACAUUUUCUGCCUCAAACCGUGCCUCGUGUUGCCUUAUGGGCCACAUUCUGCACACAUAUUGUAUUUAACCAAGAUUCAGCGGCUCUGAUCAUUUCCCGCUGGUGGUUGGAGGGAGUCUAAGUUUCUCCUAUUUGCACAAAGUGUGUGUGCUCAUGUGAGAGGACAAGAGAGAUUUUUGUGGACUGGAGGUAGCUGGAGUUUUUCUUCUGUAAAAGUUGAUUUUGUCCUAACACACUUCCUGGCUUUAACCUUGACUGAAGUAUUGCAAUCUUUGUAACUCUCCACUGUUAAAAGUUUUUGUUGUCAGAUUACUGUACUGCUGGUGCUCAUG
Chelmon rostratus (copperband butterflyfish) is the source of this 2779-nucleotide messenger RNA. RefSeq names its product solute carrier family 12 member 8 (gene slc12a8). Bases 142 to 2397 code for a protein of 751 amino acids. Gene Ontology annotation, molecular function: potassium:chloride symporter activity. Gene Ontology annotation, cellular component: membrane. Gene Ontology annotation, biological process: potassium ion import across plasma membrane; cell volume homeostasis; chloride transmembrane transport. The transcript has 14 exons. Lineage: Eukaryota; Metazoa; Chordata; Actinopteri; Chaetodontiformes; Chaetodontidae. The record is from RefSeq and is a predicted model, not a curated record.